AUAUAUAUAUUUAAACCAUUGGCUUUGACUACUGUUUUGUUGAGAAAUUCAGCAUUAGUCAAUGCAGUUGCUUGAAAACAAUUCCCCCUUUUUCUUUCUUGUUUACAAAAAAAACAUUGGAUCAAUGGCUUGAUCAAGAUCAGCUUACAUUCUUCUUAUGGUAAGAUGGGAUUGCUUGAAAAGAAUGAUGUACAAAAGCCUCCAAAAGAGGUUGAGUUGGGUAGAGUUGGUGCAUCAACUUUGAUCAAAAUCUUCAAAUGGGAAUAUCUUGAGGUAAAAAGUGGAUUCCAUUUGCUAUAAAGAAAACUGGUACGGAUUGUUCCUUUGCCUUUCAUUCUCUGUCUAUACAUUCAAUAUGGAUAUUCUUAAGAUAUUGUUGUUUGUAAUAUUUGGUGUGUUUUUGUUUGGAAUUGAAAGCUUAGGCGAUGAUGGACUUUUGGUUUUUGACUACUACAAAGAAACAUGCCCCUUUGUUGAAGAUAUUAUCCGACGACAAGUCGAGAUUGCCGUGCUCAAAGAUCCUCGAAUGGCUGCUUCACUCCUUCGCUUGCAUUUCCAUGAUUGUUUUGUUAUGGGAUGUGAUGCAUCAAUUCUUCUAGACAGUAAUGACGAGAUGGUGAGUGAAAAACAAGCGGCUCCAAAUUUAAACUCCCUUCGUGGUUUCGAUGUUAUCGAUGAGAUAAAAUACUUAUUGGAAGAUGCUUGUCCUUACACUGUAUCUUGUGCUGAUAUCUUAACCAUUGCUGCUCGUGAUGCUGUUGAGCUCAGAGGAGGACCUGGAUGGCAAGUGCUGUUGGGGAGGAAGGACUCUCUGAAAGCGAGCUUUGAUGGAGCCAACAAAUACAUUCCUUCACCCAAUUCCUCUCUUGAGACCCUAAUUGCCAAUUUUCAUGAACAGGGCCUUGAUGUUUAUGACUUAGUUGCCCUAUCAGGAAGCCACACCAUAGGGAAAGCAAGAUGCUUGAGCUUCAGACAAAGAGCAUACCAAACGAGCGCAGAAGAAGAAUACGACAGAUACGAGAGAUACAACAGUUACCGAAGAGUCCUAAGGUCCAUAUGCCCUGAAACAGGGCAAGACCAGAGGGUAGCGCCCUUAGAUUUUAGGACACCGGCAAGGUUUGACAACCACUAUUUCCUCAACAUUCUUGAAGGGAAAGCCCUUUUGGGGUCCGACAAUGUGCUCAUAACCCAAGACCAUGAAGGUGAGAUCACAAGACAAGUUUGGAGCUAUGCCUCUGACCAAACCCUUUUCUUUGCUUCCUUUGUUAAGUCCAUUGUCAAGAUGGGGAACAUCAACGUCCUCACUGCCAAUCUCGGUGAAGUCCGAACCAAUUGUAGGUUUACCAAUCACUAGCUUUUUCUUUAUAUUUUUUUUUUUGGAUCGAGUGCUCGUUUAAUAUAGAAUUUUAUAGUAAGAGAUCUCGUGUUCCGAACCCUGUUAUGUUUUUUUAGAUUGACAAUGAUUUAACAUGUAUCAAAGCUUAAACUUUUAGGUUACAGUGUAUCAAUACUUUAACAAAUAUUUCAAUUUGAUCCGUUCAUUUUCAAUGUA
Messenger RNA from Cucurbita pepo subsp. pepo (vegetable marrow), 1552 nucleotides. Its product is annotated as Peroxidase superfamily protein. Gene Ontology annotation, biological process: response to oxidative stress; hydrogen peroxide catabolic process. The record is from RefSeq and is a predicted model, not a curated record. Lineage: Eukaryota; Viridiplantae; Streptophyta; Magnoliopsida; Cucurbitales; Cucurbitaceae. Gene Ontology annotation, molecular function: peroxidase activity; heme binding.